GAGGGAGGAGGAGGAGAAGGAGAAGAGGACCAAACAGUUAAACGGAGGAAAUGUAGUUUGGAGUGCAAAGACUGUGGGAAGAGGUUCACCCGUCGGGAGACAUUCAACCUCCAUCGUCACUUCCACGCUCACCAGGAUGAACUGGCCUCACUCACCUGUAAGGAGUGCGGCCUUACCUUCCAUCACCGCAGCAGCCUCAUCAAGCACCGCAGUGAGCACCAACAGAAGGUUGAACAGCCUGUGGAGCGGAAGAGGAGAAGGAGCCCACAGGGAGUCUACAAGGAGGAGAGGCCAGGCUUCCAGUGUGACCACUGUGAAGAGACUUUCCCAUCACUGAGCAAACUUAGGCUCCACACCUGCAACUGUGCCCCGGAUAAGGCGUACCGCUGCCCCCUGUGCCGCAAAGAGUUCCGCAUGAAGAUCUCCAUCACCAGCCACAUGCAGAGCCACUCCCUGAGAACCCACCACUUCCGCUGCCAGGAGUGCCACAAGAGCUUCUCUGACAUAUUUUCCCUGCGUGACCACCAGGGCUCCCAUGCCUCCCUCAAGCCCUACGCGUGCCCCGAGUGUGGCAUGGUGUUCAGGCACCGCUCUGUCAUGGAGGACCACCGUCGUAAGCACACAGAGGACACACAAGGCCCCCACCAGUGCAACAUCUGUGGGAAGCACUUCAAGUAUUCCAGCCUCCUGCAACAGCACCAAUACCUUCACACAGGCCAGAAACCCUUCCGCUGCCCAGACUGUGGCAAAACGUUUGCCUUAGCCCAGAACAUGAAGGCGCACUGCCGCCAGCAUAGACGGCACCCUCACGCCUGCUCUAUUUGCCCCCUCACUUUCCCCGACCAGGGCAGUCUGCAGGCUCACGUGUCAUGCCACGAGACAGUCGGGGGACUAGACAAGGAGAACACAAACCACGGGGUGGAGCCAAAACGGAUAUUCAACUGUCCCCUCUGUCCUCAGAACUUUCCUUCACCAGCUGACCUGAGGGCUCACAUGCUGAUCCAUGAAGCAGAGCAUGAGAGGAUGGAGAACGGGGCGUGUAAAGACUGGGAAACAAACCGUUACACCUGUCCCCACUGUCCUGCCACCUACUCUGACCAGUCUAAUAUGAUGGCCCACCUGACAACUCACACGUCUGCCCGGGUCAGUGUAGAGAGGCAGGGUAAUGGACUUGAAGUAGGGAGAUCUGCUCCACCUAACACUGCCAACGUUCCAGGGAGGUGGCAUAGGGAGGAGAUGAGUAGUAAGCCUUUAAAGUGUCCAGACUGUGGCAAGUCGUUCCGUCACCGCUCUGUGUUAACGCUGCACAUGCGUAUUCAUUCCAAGGACAAGCCUUACCAGUGCAGGGUGUGCAACAAGUCCUUCAGAUUCAACAGCUACCUGCAGCAGCACAUGAUCAUUCACACCGGGGAGAAACCAUACAAGUGCCCAGACUGCAGCAAGGACUUUGCUUUCCUGCAGAACAUGAGAACCCAUCAGAGGCUGCACACACAGAAACCGUUCCGCUGCACAAAGUGCCGUAAGGGAUACAGCGAUGAGAAUCAGCUUCAGCGCCAUUUGCUGUCACACAACGGCGAAAAGCCCCACAAGUGCCACCUCUGCGAAAAGAGCUUUGGGCUGGCCUACCUGCUGCGGGACCAUCUGAACACCCACACAGGCGAGAGGCCCCAUCGCUGUCAGGAGUGCCACAAGACAUUCCCCUGGCUCGGCAGCCUGCUGGUGCAUCAGAAAAUCCACGCUCGAAAGCGCCAGGGGUCGAGUCAGCCUUACUCUUUUCCAAUGGCAAUGAGGAUAAGAGGCAAGGGUAGCAGGGGCCGGAGCGGAGGCAGGCUGGCAUCAGGCUGGCCCAGGUCGGGUGGAAUGGGGCGAUCAGGUAUGGACACGCCCCAACAAACACCUCCAUAUCAAGUCCCAAUGUCAAGGAGUCCUGAGUGGCAGAGGAGGCCGGCCCAGCCACAGCCACCAAUGUUUUCAUCCCAGAUGAAUAUGCAGCAGCCAGGGGAGACAUCUGCGAGAAGGCCUCCACCAGUCCACCAACAGUGGCGGGUGGAAGGUGGAGAACUGAGGCCUGUCCCACUACCUAACCAGUCUCAACCAUCUCAGGAUCCUGAAAGACAACCAGCGCCUGUCCAACAGCAGCCAUCUCCACAAACACAGACACAGCAGGUACCACAGUCUCCACUGAUACAACAACAAGUACAAUUACAGCUACAGCUACAGCCACAUCUACAUCCGCAGCUGCGCCAACAGCAGGUUCAGCAUCAUCUACAGUCUCCGCUGAUCCAACAGCAAUUACAGUGGCAGCAACCAGGUGGACAGCUCCAGCCCCAGCCAGUACCACAGCAGCAGUGGCAGCCUGCCAGACACUUGCUCCAGCUCCAGCAAAAGCUGCCCUGGUUACCAGAUGCUCAGCCCCGGCCCACCCCACCACAGCAACCCCAGCAGUGGCACUCAGAUGGCCUGCCUCGGCCACCCCCACAACAGCAGAGGAAUUCAGGCAGGGCAGAGGCACCUACAACGUCACAGCCUGGUCUUAGUGCAUCUCAGAGCCUAGAAACCCCUCCUCCAGGAGAAAGUGGAGGGACCAUGCCCUUGGGUAAGAAAACACCCCCAGUGGCCGGGCCACAAAACCCCAGCCCAUUAGCUGUGAGUGAGCAGGAGCAACACCGGCAACAGCCGAAGCCCAUGAGCUGGGGUAACACACCCACUACACCACCAGUCCCCACAAUGAGCUCUGUUCAGCUUGACUUCCCUGGGUCCCCCAUUUACAUGGAUGGGGCUGCUUUGUGGGGUGGGCUGAGGACCUCUCCAGCAGUGCCACCAUCCCAGAGCGCAUCAAACAAGCUGGGCCAAGAGCUUAAGCUACCAAGAUGGUCGAGCGUCUCAGUGCCAAUGCAGAAAGCUGUUAAUGAAUCAUCCACACCUCCUAGAAAAGAGGACACUAGAGUUUGGGACUUUAAUGCACCUCUGGUAAUGUCCCCAACUGUUAGUUCAUCAGAGAAAGCUGGAAGUGGGCGUGAGCAGCAGAAACAGUGGUCUCCAGCUCUACUCAGUACAUCCUCCUCAGCUCAGAUGGGCCACAGCUCUGUCAUGUCAAUUUCAAGCUCUCCAUCUCAUGGGAUUGGAGGUAGUCCCUGGGAUUUCAAAGGAUCCCCCUCAAACAAAUCAGGCCUUAGCCAGGAGUUAGAGCAGCAGCAGCAAAAACAUCUAUCUUCCAGCUGGACCAAUGUACCCACAUCCACCCAGAAUGUUCCCAUCUCCAUUCAAUAUGACCCACAACGUUUCACUCACGGGGUGGGACCCACUGUGUGGGGUUUCCAAACCACUCCAGCUGGCCCGCAGCAGCAGCCAAUGGUAACAGGCACUCAAAUCAUCAUAAAUCAGACCUCUCCUUUCUUCUCUCCUCUCCCUCCGCUCCCUCCUCUUAGUUUGCCUGGCUCACACCCUCUUCACUCUGUAGCAGUCGGCUCUCUACCAAGGCCUCCACACCCAAACAUUUUCUUCACGCCACAGGCAGUCAUGAGUGAGAGGCCACACAUGACACAGACCCUGUCGCUACCUCAGCUAGCCCCACGGCCUGUUCCUCACAAACUGGGCCGUUUGCCUUAUGUCCCAGACCGCCUUCUCCAGUGCAUGAUCUGUGGGUGCUCUCUACCCCGGGAGUUAGACUUGCAAAUGCACUACAUGCAGCAUGCACAGGGAGAGAUUUGACACUGGCAAAGAGUGUGUCUACUAGUCUGUUUUUCCAAAUGUUUUUAAUGUACAUUUAUUGUAUAACUAUAGCAAUUUAGCUGUGUUUUGUGUCCUUUUUGGACAUCGUCCAUGUUGUUGAUCUCUCACUCUAUAAGAAAGGGUUAGAUACUCUCAAAACGUGUAUAGUUUGUUAACUUUAUCAAGCACAGUUGUCAGUUUUCUGAGUUCACAGCUUUGCCUUGAACUGCAAAGAACUUAGAAAUAUGACUGUGUAAUGGAUUUCUUGGCCAGUACCAUCAUAUUUACUGUGUUGUAAACAUAACAUGGAUUUACCCAGUUUAUUAGGUACACCAGCCAUUCACAAAAAUAUUUUGCACCUAUAGACAGUGAGUCACGUGGCCGUGGCUUGCUAUAUAAAGCAGGCAUCCAGUUACUAUUCAAUUGAACGUGGUUACAGUAUCUCAGAAAUGGCAGGCCACCUGGGUUUUUCACAGAUGAGUGUCUAGGGUUUACUGAGAAUGGUGUAAAAAACAGUCAGCAGUACUAGGUGGGUGUACCUUAAACUGGCCGCUAAGUGUGUAUGUCAACUUAUGGAUCUUUGUUAGUUUUUUUUCUGUGUACACUCUGUCUUCGUUACACCAUUUAAAUGUAUUCCUCAAACAAGUGGAUUUCACCUGUGUUGCACUGUAUAUUUGUGCCUUUUAUUGUUUCAAAACACUCUGCAUGUUCUUUCUGCUCUCUCUUAAUGUUGUAGUGGGUGUUAUUCAAAUUGGCAGGUCUGAAAAAUGAGUCAUUUGUAUGAGUCAUUUCUUAUUCUGUCUUAAUUUGGGUGAACAUUUAUCUUGUUUUGGUGCUAGAGUUAUGAAAUUAGGGUUAUUGGGAGGAGCACACAUUUUAUCCAAACAGUGUGGCAUGGGUUAGUAUACAAAUGAAUGUAUUGUAUUAAAAUGAAUAACUAAUAACUCACUUUACCUGUUGGGUUUGUGAAAUUGUAUCAGCAACAUGACAACGUUGCCAGAAGAUACGCUUGUUUACACUGAGCUGCACUGGGAUCGGAAAGCAAUCAUGGUUAUAUUAAGACACCGUGGAGCAGACGCGAGAUAUGGGUCAGAAAACGUACCUCUAUGCAAGGAUGGGAUAUGUCACCGGAUCCACGGCGUCUUAAUGUAACCAUGCUUGUGUUCAGUCCCCAGUGCUGCUCAGUGUAAAUCAACGUAAUGGUAGAGUCGUUAUCUUCUGGCAAAACAUAAUGUAAUAUAUUUGACGUUUUACUACAUCUGUGCAUUAGCAGUAGUUUUAAAUAUGUAAAUACCUGGUAAUAAAAAUCAUUGGGGAACAAAUGUAA
Molecule: messenger RNA, 5038 nt
Organism: Salmo salar (Atlantic salmon)
Lineage: Eukaryota; Metazoa; Chordata; Actinopteri; Salmoniformes; Salmonidae
Biological process (GO): regulation of transcription by RNA polymerase II
Cellular component (GO): nucleus
Molecular function (GO): sequence-specific DNA binding; DNA-binding transcription factor activity, RNA polymerase II-specific
Source: RefSeq, a predicted model, not a curated record